Molecule: messenger RNA, 2536 nt
Organism: Sinocyclocheilus anshuiensis
Lineage: Eukaryota; Metazoa; Chordata; Actinopteri; Cypriniformes; Cyprinidae
Product: nucleoporin seh1-like
Exons: 9
Coding region: 162-1253 (363 amino acids)
Biological process (GO): cellular response to amino acid starvation; positive regulation of TORC1 signaling
Cellular component (GO): Seh1-associated complex; nuclear pore outer ring
Molecular function (GO): structural molecule activity; protein binding
Source: RefSeq, a predicted model, not a curated record
UUUGCACCGCCAUUAAACACAGAAGCAGCGAGAAAAGAAACAUGGCGGCGGUGGAGUCUAGCAUUUCUGUUGAAGUUUGACUGAACGUCUCUCCGCUGUUUCUUUAACUGAACGGUGUGAGAUAUUUUCUCGCCGGCGUCAAGAAGUAGUUUUACUGCAAGAUGUUCGUGGCGAAGAGCAUCGCAGCGGAUCAUAAAGACCUGAUUCACGAUGUUUCUUAUGACUUUCACGGUCGGAGGAUGGCGACCUGCUCCAGUGAUCAGAGCGUCAAGGUCUGGGACAAAGGGGACGAUGGAGAGUGGCGUUGUACUGCUAGCUGGAAGACUCACAGUGGAUCCGUGUGGAGGGUGACAUGGGCGCAUCCUGAGUUUGGUCAGGUGUUGGCGUCUUGUUCCUUUGACCGCACUGCGGCUGUAUGGGAGGAGAUCGUAGGUGAAUCCAAUGACAAACAACGGGGACAAAGUCACUGGAUCAAGAGAACCACGCUGGUGGACAGCCGGACGUCCGUGACCGAUGUGAAGUUUGCGCCGAAGCACAUGGGCCUGAUGCUGACCACCUGCUCUGCAGACGGCGUGGUGCGCAUCUACGAGGCCCCUGACGUGAUGAACCUCAGCCAGUGGUCACUGCAGCACGAGAUCUCCUGCAAGCUCUCCUGCUCCUGCAUCUCCUGGAACCCCUCCAGUUCUCGAGCUCAUCCUCCAAUGAUAGCCGUGGGCAGGGACGACAGCAACGUCACAUACAGCGGCAAAGUGCAGAUCUAUGAGUAUAAUGAAAAUACAAGGAAGUAUGCCAAAGCAGAGACGUUGAUGACUGUGACUGACCCAGUACACGACAUCACCUUUGCUCCUAAUCUGGGGAGAUCCUUCCAUGUGCUGGCCAUAGCCACCAAAGACGUCCGCAUUUUCAAACUCGUACCUUUGAGGAGAGAGAGCGCCAACAGCUCUGGUCCCACUAAGUUUGAGGUGCAGGUGAUGGCUCAGUUUGACAGUCAUAACUCUCAGGUGUGGCGCGUGAGCUGGAACAUCACCAGCACUCUGCUGGCCUCCUCUGGAGACGACGGCUGUGUGCGGCUCUGGAAAGCUAAUUACAUGGACAACUGGAAGUGCACAGGGAUCCUGAGAGGAGACGGCAGCCCAGUGAACGGCUCUGGACAUGCUGCGCCUCUGAGCGCGGUGGGCGUCCCUGGAGCCGCUCAGAUGCUUGUUGGGGCCACUUCUGCUGGCAGAAAAAAAGCUCAGCUGAUGCCAGGCUAACAGCAUAACGUGCUGAUUGGCUGUUUGCUGCAUGCACAGGAUUGGACCGAGACCUCAUUGACCCUCCCCUGCACAGUGUGACACCUGAACACUAGUCUAGCUACUAAUCCGACAGAAGCGUGUGCUGACGGCAUGAUCGGUUGUGUGGCUGUUAGAGGAACUGUGCCUCUGUGUGUGUGUUGUGUUCAGUGGUACUUACCUGACUGAGCAUUUUUUUGUAUUAUUGAACAAAUGACACUAAACUUGAUUCCCAUCAGUACUGACAUGCUUGUUGUGAUAUGAUGCAGUAUUACUAAUUUUAAUACAUUUAGGUAAUUUUUCAUGAGUUUCAGACAUUAUUGUCUGCACUUGUCAGCAUUUGUAGAUGCAUUUAAAGGAACAGUGCACCAAAAAUCAAAAUUAUAUCGUUUACUCGCCUUCAAGAGUUCCAGAGCUUGUUUCUUCUGUGAAGUACAAAAGGAGAUGUUUUAAAACCCCUCAUUUAUCAAAAACCUAUUUGCAUUUGGAGCAACUUGAAGGUGGGUAAAUUUGGCAACUUUGGUUUCUGGGUGAACUAUUCCUUUAACUCCGGUUCCCAGAGAACACUCCACAUAUUUGUGCUGUUGUUUUGAAGCUGCUGGCAUGUGUUGUGUUGUGUGGACAGUAGAGGGAGACAGUAUCAUUCAGCCCAGUUUUGCCCAAAUUGCUCUGUCUCCAAAUAUCCCCUUGGAAUAACUAACACAUUACAUUUAAUUCAUUAGACUAACUGAAUUACCAGAUUUCAGUAACUCUUCUAUGAUGUAGGCACAGAUUGUUUUAAGCUUUUUGCUUUGCUAAAUCCUAGUAGUCAAUAAUGAAACAUUUGACAUGCCAAACAAUAUCUUUCUGGGUUAAUGAACUAUCACCAAAAGUUUGUGUCAAAAUUCAGGAUUUUGGUGCAUGAGUAAUGAACCAUAAAUCAAAGGCUGGAACCCGAUCAUUGAUGCCAUAUAUAUAUUGGGGAUCUUGAGAUGCUUGUUCUCCUUCAUGACAGGAGCUCAGCACAUUCUUUAUAGUGGUGCCACUUGAAAUGGGAAUUCAAAAGGAGAAAAUCUAAGCAGAUUUAGAAAUGAAUGCAACUUUUAUGAGUGUAUUUUUUCUCAAAUAAAGUUUGUUUUUCAGUUCUGAGUUAUGUAAUAAAAACCUCUCUGAGGUUUGUCUGAAUUGUGUUUGUUCUCAUUCAAGGAGACCUUGCAAGAGGAAUGUGUUGGUCUGAAAAGACCUUAAAAAAUAAAAAAUAAAAAUAAAACCUUAGCCUUUUUGUA